Molecule: messenger RNA, 606 nt
Organism: Mytilus californianus (California mussel)
Lineage: Eukaryota; Metazoa; Mollusca; Bivalvia; Mytilida; Mytilidae
Product: zinc finger protein 431-like
Exons: 2
Coding region: 1-606 (201 amino acids)
Biological process (GO): regulation of transcription by RNA polymerase II; central nervous system development
Cellular component (GO): nucleus
Molecular function (GO): DNA-binding transcription factor activity, RNA polymerase II-specific; RNA polymerase II cis-regulatory region sequence-specific DNA binding
Source: RefSeq, a predicted model, not a curated record
AUGACACACAAUGGUGAGAGACCCUAUCACAGUGAUACGUGUGAUAAAUCUUUCGGAGACAAAGCCCAGUUACAAAGACACAUGAAAUCACACAAUGGUGGAAAACCUUAUAAAUGUGAUGAAUGUGUCAGAACGUUUAUGGAAAGUUAUUAUUUACACAUGAGAACACAUACUGUUGAAACUCCAUACGCAUGUGAAAUAUGUGACAGAAAGUUUCCAUACCAUAGUAGUUUACAGAGACACGUUAGAAUUACACACAAUAGUGAGAGAUCCUAUUGCUGUGGCGUUUGUGAUAAAUCAUUCGGAGAUAAAGCUCAGUUACAAAGACAUACUAAAAUACAUACUGGUGAAAAACCUUAUAGAUGUAAUGAAUGUGGUAAAACGUUUGCGGAAAAUGGUAAUUUAACAUUACACAUGAGAACACAAACGGGCGAAACUCCAUACGCAUGUGAAAUAUGUAACCGAAAGUGUUCAUACCUUAGUAAUUUACAAAGUUUUCAAUACAGAGUACAUACUGGUGAAAAGCCAUACAUGUGUGACACAUGUGGUAAAGGGUUUGAAAUAUCAAGUCGCUACAGGGAUCACAUACAGAAAAAAUUCCAAUAA